Molecule: messenger RNA, 1605 nt
Organism: Impatiens glandulifera
Lineage: Eukaryota; Viridiplantae; Streptophyta; Magnoliopsida; Ericales; Balsaminaceae
Exons: 3
Coding region: 167-1402 (411 amino acids)
Source: RefSeq, a predicted model, not a curated record
CCCCUGUUUUCUCUGCUCAGUUUUCAGGUUUUGUUUUUUCUUUGUUUCUGGUCUUAAACUGCGUUUCCACUUCUCAACUGAGAUGAUUCCGAUAGCUAUUUACUUUGAAAGUUUAUCUAGAUACCGGAGACUUUACUAGAAGAGUCAAUCAACGGUUAGAUCAGAAAUGGAGGGCCAGAAUCUUCUCCGGCCAUCUCGUACAGUCCGAUCAUCAAUUCAAAGUCUUUCUUCAUUAAACGACAUAACCCAUGAGCUACAAGAAGAAGACAUAGAAGAACAGAAGCCCCAUGGAAAACCCACUUCAUCCCCAAACUGUUCAUGUUCGAAACAAUUUCUAAGGAUUCUUUGUAUUCUCUCUGUUUCACUCUCUAUCUAUGUCAUCUUUAUUUCAUUCAGUCAAGAUCAAGACGGAAUACCCACAUCAGAAAACAUCCUCCUGGUACUGAUUCUCAUCGCAAUUUUGCUUUAUCUCGUCGGAAGGAAUAAGGGUUUCGUUCGUCGGAGUUUCUGGGUUCUCAGACGUAUCCAUGACGGGUGUAGCAAAAAAGUCGGGUUAAUCUCAAAUACCCAUCACAAACCGGUUGAAUGGUUUAUCGGGGAAUCGAUGGAAGCCCGGAAUGAUCGGAAACGAAUAGUUAGGGAAGGGGUUGAGUUUUUCAGCAAUGGCGAUUUCUAUGAAGGGGAAUUUCAUAAAGGGAAAUCUAAUGGGAGUGGCGUUUAUAAUUAUUUCGUUGGCGGUAGGUACGAAGGUGAUUGGAUUGAUGGGAGAUAUGAUGGUUAUGGAAUUGAGAGCUGGGUUAGAGGAAGUCGGUACUGUGGUCAGUACCGGCAAGGUCUCCGGCAGGGUUAUGGUGUUUAUAGGUUCUUUACCGGCGAUAGUUACGCCGGAGAAUGGUUAAAUGGUCAGAGCAACGGCGUCGGAAUGCAAACUUGUUCCGAUGGAAGUUGUUAUGUUGGUGAAUUUAAGAGGGGGGUUAAACAUGGACUGGGUUGUUACCAUUUUCGAAAUGGGGACAAAUAUGCUGGUGAAUACUUUGGGGACAAGAUUCACGGAUUCGGAGUUUAUCAAUUCGCGAAUGGACAUUGCUACGAUGGGUCAUGGCACGAGGGUCGUAAGCAAGGAUAUGGGGUUUAUACAUUCCAAAGUGGUGAAAAAAGGUGUGGAGAAUGGGACCGUGGCAAUCUCAAACUCCCUUUGUCUCCAUUUUCCUAUGCGGUUGUUCGCGCAAUGGAGGCGGCAAGAAAGACAGCAGAAAAAGCAAUUCAAGUGAGGCGGGUGGAUCAUCAAGUAAACGAGGCGGCUGCAGCUGCGAAGAAGGCGGCUACAGCGGCCAGAGUUGCUGCAGUCAAGGCGGUUCAAAACAGGAUGGAUGGUAAAUUUUGUGAAACUAACAUUUACUAAAGAGUUAUUAUAAGUAAAUAUGGAGUAUAUAUACCUAUAUAGUAUAUAUAUAUAUAUAUAGAUACUGCAAAAUGAAGUCAACCCACAUGUAUUGUGAAUUGUGAUCUCAUCAGAAGUUUUAAGGGUUGACCUCUUACCAUACUGUAACUUGUAUAUACAGAUGAUGUUGUGCAUCAAUGGAAGUUUUAUAUCUUUAUCUUUCA